AUGAACAAGCUUACAUUACUUGCAGGCUUAUGUUUGGUGAUAUGCCAUCUUGGAUCUGCCACCAAGAUGGUGUGCUACUUCACAAAUUGGUCCCAGUAUAGGCCUGGUCAGGGGAAAUACAUGCCGCAGGAUGUGGAUCCCUUUAUCUGCACCACGCUUAUCUAUGCCUUCUCUAUCAUCAACCACAACAAUGAACUGGUUACAUAUGAGUGGAACGAUGAUGUUCUUUACAAAUCUUUCAACAACCUGAAAACCAAGAACCCUCAUCUUAAGACUCUCCUGGCUGUUGGUGGAUGGAACUUUGGUUCACAACAGUUUUCCAUAAUGGUAUCCAAUGCAGCUAAUCGUCAGAAAUUCAUCCAGUCCACUAUAAAAUUCCUGAGGACUCAUGGUUUUGAUGGUCUGGAUCUGGACUGGGAGUACCCAGGUGCUCGUGGAAGCCCCCCAGAGGACAAGCAGAGGUUCACUUUGCUUUGCAGGGAACUUGUCCAGGCCUAUGUUGCUGAGGCCAAGGCCACUGGAAAUCCUCAACUAAUGUUAACUGCUGCAGUGUCUGCUGGGAAGGGGACAAUUGAUGGAGGAUAUGAAAUUGCUGAAAUCGCCAAGGAACUAGACUUCAUCAAUGUGAUGACGUAUGACUUCCAUGGAACUUGGGAACGCUUCACUGGCCAUAACAGCCCUCUGUUUCGUGGCUCUGAGGAUUACGGUGACCUCAUCUACUUUAACACUGACUAUGCGAUGAAGUAUUGGCGUGACAAUGGCACCCCAGUGGAGAAACUCAGGAUGGGAUUCGCUGCGUAUGGUCGCACGUUCCGUCUGACAUCAUCCGACACCGGAGUUGGAGCCCCAGCUAGUGGACCUGCAUCAGCUGGUCCAUUCACACGUGAAGCUGGAUUCUGGGCCUAUUAUGAGAUCUGUACCUUUCUGAAGGGAACUACCCUUCAGUGGAUCGAAGACCAGAAGGUUCCCUAUGCCACUAAAAACAGCGAGUGGGUAGGAUUUGACACCAGGGAAAGCUACGAGACUAAAGUGCGUUACCUGCAGGAGCAGAAGUUUGGCGGUGCUUUUGUGUGGGCCCUUGAUUUGGAUGACUUUGGUGGACAAUUCUGUGGAGAGGGCAAACACCCACUUCUCUCUCAUCUACGCAAACUUCUCAAUAUUGAGCUGCCCCCACUCCCUCCUACUACCACCUCCAAACCUGGUGCCAGCACCACCACUCGUCCGACCACAGCCACAACAGUCACAACCCACGCCCCAGGAUCCGGCUUCUGUAACGGCAAACCUGAUGGCUUGUAUCCCCACCCAGAAGACAAGUCCAGCUUCUAUAUGUGUGCAGGUGGCAUCACCCAUGUGAGACGGUGUGGAACUGGAUCUGUCUAUGAUGACAGCUGCAAGUGCUGUGUUUGGCCAUGA
Nerophis lumbriciformis (worm pipefish) is the source of this 1413-nucleotide messenger RNA. NCBI's taxonomy places the organism in Eukaryota, Metazoa, Chordata, Actinopteri, Syngnathiformes, Syngnathidae. The record is from RefSeq and is a predicted model, not a curated record.